AUGUCUACUGAUACAGUUGUUGAUGACAAUUUAAGCAUUCAAUCAGAAAAUAAUGCUGGUAAACGAGUAGUGUAUUGUACUAAAGUUUUCUUCAAACAACUGAUUGAACGUAAACCAAUGGAUAAAUUACAAGCUGAAAUUGAUACGCGAAAUGAAUUGAGACGUGAUUUAAGUUGGAUUCAAUUACUUGCUAUAGGUCUUGGCGCUACUAUUGUCUUAUUUUCAGGUAUCGGGAUAUUUGUAUUGAGUGGACAAGCUGCUGCAAAAUAUUCUGGUCCAUCAGUCAUCAUUUCAUUUGUUGUAGCAGGUGUUAUUGCUUUAUUGUCGUCUUUAUCAUAUUCAGAAUUAGGAGCAAUGAUGCCUAGUUCUGGAUCAGUUUACACAUAUACUUAUGCAGAAUAUUUGGCAUGGUUUAUUGGAUGGAAUUCUGCACUACUUUAUCUAUUCGGUGUUUUGACAGUGUCAGUUGCUUGGAGCAAGCAGGUUAUUCUAUUUUUUAAUAUUGUAUCAAAUUUUAAUGCAACAACUGUGCUUCUUGGAACACCACUAUAUUGGGAUGAAUACACUGAAAAUUUUUAUUUCACUGGUCAAGCGAUUAAUUUACUUGCUAUCGGGAUUAUUAUUGCAAUUACAAUUCUACUAAUUAUUCAAAUUCAACAAAUGGCUAUAUUCAAUCUUGUAUUGGUUAUGUUUAAAAUUAUAAUACUUUUAAUAUUUAUUUUUGCCUGCUGUAGUUAUGUCAAUCUAAAUAAUUAUCAUCCAUUUUUUCCAUCAAAUAAAGGUUCCUUUAGUGAAUAUGGAGUAACAGGCAUGUUACAAGCUUGUACUUAUAUUUUUUUUGCAUAUGUGGGUUUUGAUUCAGUUUCAACAGUAGCACAAGAAGCGAGAUCACCACAAACUUCGCUGCCAAUUGCCACUAUUGGAUCAACAAUUGUUUCACUACUACUUUAUAUUGGAAUAUGUACUGUGAUGGUUGGACUAGUUCGAUACGACUUAUUGAAUUCAGAUAGUCCUCUUUCUCAGGCAAUAAAAGCUACACCUUACGGUCUUUGGUUAUCAAUCCUUAUGGACUUGGGUGCUAUCGCUGGUCUUACAACUGUAGCAUUGACAAUGAUGCUCUCACAAACUCGAAUAUUUUAUGCAAUGGCUCAUGAUGGUUUACUACCACCAAUCUUUACUAAAAUUCAUAAGACUACAAUAACUCCUUGGAUUUCGACAAUAAUUAGUGGUGUAUUCUCUGCUAUUUUUUCGGGUAUUUGUCCAGUAGAUAUUCUUGGUAAAACAACUUCGAUUAGCGCCCUAAUUACAUAUAUUUUCGUGCAUGUCACGGUCAUAGUUAUGCGUUAUACACAUAGAGAUAUGCAACGACCAUUUGAAGUGCCAUUUGGUCCAUGGCUGAUUCCAACUAUAGGAUCCUUACUUUGUGUGCUUCUUAUGACAAGUGUAACAAAAGCAACGGUUUAUCGAUUUCUUGUGUGGACAGCAAUAGGUCAAGUUUUAUAUUUUUCCUAUGGUUUUUGGUAUUCUAAACGACGAAAAUUAUUCAGAAAUGAAUCAAAUUUAAAUAGGAUAGAGCUUCUCCCAACUAUUUCAAAUGCUAUGGAACAACAUAUACAAAAUGAAGUUGAAUUAGAUUUAGCAAGUGAGGAUACUGAAAGUAAAGAAUAA
Molecule: messenger RNA, 1668 nt
Organism: Rotaria sp. Silwood2
Lineage: Eukaryota; Metazoa; Rotifera; Eurotatoria; Philodinida; Philodinidae
Source: the annotation of a GenBank genome assembly